Messenger RNA from Cavenderia fasciculata, 2130 nucleotides. RefSeq names its product phosphatidylinositol 3-kinase 2. Lineage: Eukaryota; Evosea; Eumycetozoa; Acytosteliales; Cavenderiaceae. The record is from RefSeq and is a predicted model, not a curated record. Bases 1 to 2130 code for a protein of 709 amino acids. The transcript is spliced from 3 exons.
AUGGCAAUAUUCAAUAGCAGCCGAAAUAAUAUUAGAUAUAGAGUCAGAUUAAAUUUACUAUUUAUUAUAUACAUUGUCUUGUUGUUGAUGAUAACAUCUGGCAAUAAUGUAUACAACAAAGAGAUAGGAGGCAGUCCAAAUAAUUUUUAUGUUCAUGGGGAAGAAAUUCCAGUGGGCGCAGAAGACAGAAUCAAUUCAAAUACACCUCCACAACUUCCCAAGGUAAAUACACCUAUAUCAACUGUAGUUCCAGGAACAACAGGAGGUAAAAAUCCACCUCUACCUUCAACUUCAGGCACUACAAAAAAUCAAUCAUCCUCUACUACUGGUAGUAUUCCAAUUCCAACUACAACAACAUCAUCAUCAUCAACAACCACUGGAGAACCAAACACUCCUGCAGUAAAUUCAACUCCUGCCACCACCACAACUUCUUCCUCAACUACUACUACUGGAAUACCAAAUCAAUCUACAACUACUACAUCACAACCACAACCAAUACCAUUACCAUCACAAAAAGUGGUUACACCCCCACAAACGACAACAAGCCAAGCUUUGAACGAAAUAAAGCAAUCAACUGCACAAUCGACAACAAUCUCCAAAUCAACAACAUUUUACUAUCCGUCGACCACCACGGGAGGUCAACUUGGAAACACGGCCGUCAGCACAACUGGAUUCAACCAGCAAUCAAGUACCGGCUAUAGUACCACUUAUAGAGGUACAACCACGUCAAUCAUUCCGACUCCACCAAAAAUCGAACAAAGUCAGGUUGUCAGUGCCAACAUCUCGUGUAAAGGUGUUUUUUGUCCAAAUGGUGCCUGUGUUUCGUCGCUUGCCAAAUGUCUAUUACAGUCAAAUGGUAUUAUUUCAAGAUGUCCAAUGGCCACUCCUAUUAGAUGUCCUGAUGGUACAUGCAGUCAUCUACUUACUCUAUGUCUAAAACCCAGUGUAAAAUGUGAUGAAAUGUGUCCAAAUGGACAAUGUGGUCCAUGUCCAGAAUAUGAUGGGUGCCCAGUCGCCUCUCCCAUUCAAUGUCCAAAUGGUAUUUGCGUCGCCAAUGAAGAUGAUUGUGACCAAUGUCUAGAUGGUUCAUUAAAAUGUUUUGAUGGUUCUUGUUCUUCUCCUUGUCCAUUGCCACCAUUUUUCUAUAAACCAAUCAAUGUUUUGACAAUAUUAAAAGAUAUUACCAAAAUACUUCAAGUUCCUGUUAGUACCUAUAAUGAUCCAUUAAAUGUAUCAACUGACCUUCGUAAGAUUCUUGAUGUAUUUAUCGAACCAAAUACGUUUUCCAUCAAUACCAGUUUUGCCAUCAAUGCAGUGUCCGAUAGUUAUGUUUCCAAGAUUGAAAGUACAUUUGAAAAUUCUUCUGAACCUUCUGGAUCUUCUUCACAGACUGCUCUCCAUUUACUAUCUCCAGUAUAUAACAUCACUGCCACCUCUUCCAAUGGUACUGCUCAAACUAAAUUUGAUAAAAAGGUUAGAUUAGAUUUUGAUUUAAUUACCUCUUUAAAUGAAUCAGUUAUUAUGAAUAAUGUUUGUUUAGGAUUUAUCAAUGUAUUGACAAACAAAUGGGAAUGUAUUCCAAAUUCAAUUCAAGGUAUUCAAGACAAUAAGAUUGUGACCUAUACUGACCAUUUCACAUCAUUUGCAUUGUUGCUUCAAUAUCGUGACGAUUCCUCUUUUAAUACUGGAGGUGAUACAACUUCUUAUGUACCUAUUGGUACUAGUGGUGGUUCUGCAACAUCGUCAUCGUCGUCGGGCAAGACUUCUGAUCCCAACAGUAUAUUCCCAAACAAAAACAAACCAAAGUUAUCUCCAUUGGCCAUUGGUUUGAUUGUAGGGUGUACAGUUGCCUGUCUUGUCAUUGUGUUGGCUGGUGUAGUAUACCACUAUUCAGGUAAACACAAUGGUCUUCGAAACUGGAUCGUUGCAAGUAGACUCAUCAGCACCAAGAGCCGUCUCCCAGUUCCAUCAAGAUCAUCAAACUCUUUGACUGCGUCCACUUCGUCGUCAUCGAGCAGUUGUUCAACGUCUCCCACUUGUUCACCACCACAUAAAACACUCUCCCACAAGGACCUUGGAUUGCACGAUGAAGAAGUUGAAGAGGUUCCUCCUGUCAAUGGUAGAGUCUAA